UUUCAUGUUUCUGUUAUGGCGGCUAAUGGUUUCUUUUUCGGGAAAAAAAGGUGUGUCGCAUGACUGAAUUUACUGAAAUUACUUCACUUUGGGAUAUAUUUGGGACCAGUAAGAAAGUGAUCAACAGUUGUCACUUUGCGAGGAAACGUUCGGACCCAUUUGUCCCUCAGGACCCCCCUCAAGUCCUCACCACUGAGUAGGGAGAUCUACACAUGGUUGAGAUGGGGGAGGCUGCUGAGUAUGGGAUGGUCAGCAAGAUGCGGGAGAUGGUGUCCAGAAUGUUCUACAACUAUGGCCUCUUCUGUUCCAACUACCCGAUAGCUCUCAUCGUCUUCUCAGUGGUCAUCGCUGUGCUGUGCAGUCUUCCAUGCUUUUUCGCUGUUCCCCUGACACUGACGGCACCCUAUCAGUACACUACACCUCUGAAAGGCUUCCCGGACACAGCGAGAAAGUUCUACACCAAACAGCUGCCUGAUAAUAAGACUGCCAUUGACCACAGUAAAAGACCACAAUGGUUUUCCCGACCACCAGUGGGCUAUGUGUUGCAGGUUGUUAUAAAUGCAUCUGUAUCACCAUGGCAACCAGGUUUAACAUAUGGAGAUGAUGUGAGAGGUCCACUCUCUAAGGCCUUUGAGCUGGACAAAGAAAUCAAGAGUUUCAGCUCAAAAUCAAACGUAUUACUGCGCUCAUCAUGCCUGUAUGUAUCUGAUGUAGCUGACCAUGUGAAGGGUGUAAUGCCUGAGCAUAGCUGCCUCGUAGUAUCACCAGCUAACGUAUGGCAAGGCAGCUUUGAUCGCUUUCAAGAAGACCCUUAUCCUGGUAGAUCAGUGUUCAUGGGAAACUUCUAUGAUAAACCUGCCCUACAUGAUCUUCUGCUAGGUGUGCAAGCCAAAUACACUGGACUACAGAAAUACAACAUUCAUUCUGUGUCUCCUCAGAUCUCCUUUGCUGUAACGGUCGUGUUCCAUACCUACAAUGACAGUUUCAUUGAGGAGCUGAAGUCUCAUCUUGAAGAGAGGUUUAACAUGGGAUCACCCUCUCUAGAUUGGAACACAGGAGAGUUUCUCAUUCUUCACAUCUACUACAAGAGUCUGAUCAACUCUGAUGAUUUCAUGCCUGCUGCCAUCAUCUAUGCCCUGCUAAUGUUCUACAUCUACUUCUCAGUUCGUAAGAUUGAGAUGGUGAAGUCUAAGUGGGGUUUAGCGUUGAGUGCUACUGUCAUGUUAGUACUAUCCUGUACCAUGUCAGCUGGUCUUUGUAUCCAGUAUGGGGUUGAACCAACGUUGAAUGAAGGAGAGGUGUUUCCAUACAUCAUCAUCUUGAUUGGACUGGAAAAUAUUCUAGUUCUGAUCAAAUCCGUUACGUCUACGCCCAUGGAUCUACCAGUAGAGCUGAGAAUAGCACAAGGUUUAAGCAAAGAAGGUUGGUCUAUCUCAAAGAACAUGUGGACUGAGAUACUGAUAGUGGUGAUUGGGCUCUUUACAUUCGUAUCAGCCGUACAGGAAUUUUGUCUGCUCGCCCUGGUGGCAAUGUUCUCAGAUUUCUUCCUUCAGAUGAUGUUCUUUGUCUCCAUCUUGGCUCUCGAUUUCAGGAGACUCGAGAUUUCCGACCUUUAUAAAUCAGGAAUGAUGCAGACCCUCCAAGAUUCUCCUGACGGGGCGCGGCCUUCUCGCACCCACCACCGGUCCUUCCUCUCCCCCUUCUGGGGUCAACCCAUCGAGGAGCCCGCCCCUACACCCAGGAUCCCUCGCAGGCUCAGGGUCUUCAACUUCUUAGCUAGCAUUAGGAUUAUCCAAAAGAUUAUUAAGUUCACUCUUGCACUGUGGAUCAUAGUGACUUGUCUCUUCAUCUACAAAGCGGGUAUCAUCAACUUCUUCCUCGUCAGCAACAUCUACGGCAGUCCCCUGGAACCCUCCACCACCCAUUCAGCCCCAACCCCUCUGGACCCCACACUGCCCCUUGUACCCCCUCUCAACGACCCCUACCACACCCUAGACAAAACCGGACAGGUGCCCGAUCCCGACGCAUCCGACAAGGUCAAUGACCCGUCUCUUCCUGUUCUAAAAGCGGGGGAUUCCCCAAAGGCAAGUGAUCAGAAAGGGGACGAUAAAGUCAAGGACAAGACCAAGAGCGGGAGCGAUGGGAGUGAUGGAAGCUUGUUGGACUUGAAGCCUUGCCACGGAAGCGAUUGCAGCGAUAAGCUAUCCCUGUGGGUCAGACAGAGAGGACUGUGGAAGCUCUCUGCUUGGCACUGGCCUGCUCUCUUCAAUAUGUAUAACAUUAGCUUGGCAGACAGAUACGUGAGCAUCCUACCACCCAUCAAGCUCAACAUUCAUAUCAGUCCGGAGGAAGCCGUAGCUUUGAGGAAAGAUUCAGAAACCAAGAGAUAUGGCUCAUCUCCUGGGGUUGGUCAGAUCAUCGGUAGCUAUGAAGGUCUUCAUGAAGCCGACAGAUGGGACUACUACGUCACGAUGAUGCUGGGAAUCAUUAGCGGUGCAUCAUCAGUAAUCCUCAUGAUGCUGCUGUGUAAGUGCGCUACCCUGGUCCGUAGUCGUCAGGCGAGGUACAAACCAGGACGUAGGGCUGAUAUCGUCAAGAGGGUCCAGGGGCCAUGUGAAGCUGUACCUCUGCAUCUGACUGGACAUGAACAGGAGGUGGAGUGUUUUGUGACUGGAGGGCGCUGGGUAGUGAGUGCGUGUAUCCAGGGUGAUAUAAGGAUCUGGGAUCCAAAUGAAGGAAGAUGUGAGCAUUUCAUUCCAAGAACAAGAUAUCGCCUGAACAACAAAAGUAGCAGCCUGCCUCGUCAACCCAUCUCACCUACGCAGCCCCUAAAGACUCCCAAUCAUUCCAGCGUCCCGUCCAGUCCCUUCAGUCCACUUUAUACUGAUCCUCCUCAAACAACAGAGGGCGCUGCUCCAAACAGCGCCAGGGAUCUCAACACUCACUUCUGCUCCGAGGUGAUCAUGCCACGCCCCGGUAGCUCAAAGGACCUGUCGUCUCACUUCAGCGGGUCACACGAAGCUGGCAUACCGCGGCCUGGAAGCUCGAAGGACCUGUCAUCGCACUUCUGCGCGUCACAAGAAGGUGGCAUGCCACGACCUGGAAGCUCAAAGGACCUAGCUGGGAUGCACUUCAGCAUGGACGGAUACUAUGCGAAUGGAGAGCAGGUGUAUUCAGCAGCGAGGCACCCAUCGCAGUCGUCCAGCCGUAGCUCUGGGGUGGCUAGUUGCGAUGAUGACCCUUACCUACAGCAGCACACCAAGUCAAGGACUCAUAGCACGGUAUCCGCUGACUUCUCCCAGGUGGACAUGUUUGGUAGUCCACAGGAGAGGGAGGGUGUGGUCGACCCAGCUGGUGUGGGAGGGGGGCAUUGUGCACCCCAUGGAGGGGGAGGGGGUGAUGGUGCAGGUGUAUGCUCUACGGUGUGGUGUCUUGCGUGUAAAGAUGAGCUAGUAGCGGCAGGAUGUAGUGAUGGAAGUGUGGAGCUAUGGAGCAGUGAGAACGGUCAGCUGUUAGCCUGGUCACCUUACAAGGGUGACCAAUCACAGCCUGGUAUUACAGGGGUGUGCUUCUGUCGUAAUCUCCUGGUUGUAGCCAGGCUCGGGGGCAGUCUGGACUUCUUGCAAAUAUCAGGCUUUAAUGGUGUAGGAGUUACAGUGAGCUACGACAGCUAUUACCAAUACCCUCCAGUGGUUCAUUUGACUCUGCUGAAGACAGUACAGGCUCACCAGCAACCCAUUAAUACUAUACAGGCUAAUGAAGCACAACUCAUCACUGCUAGUCAGGACUAUACAUUAAAGGUUUAUUCAUUAGAUGAUCUUAGUUGUAGAUUUACAUUGAGAGGACACGCUGGCAGUGUCACAUCACUCUAUGUAGAUAAGGAUCCAUUCAUCAGCAUGGCAAGUGGUUCAACGGACGGUCUGGUGAGAUUGUGGGACACGUCGCGGGGCGAUAUGUUAAAAGCUCUCAAAGGACCUACUAGUACAGUUCUUAGUAUUACAUGUACAUCACAACACGUUCUGUGUGUUAGCUUAGACAAUAAGCUGUGUGUAUGGACGAGACUACAGGGAUGGAUGCUGCAUGUUAUACAACUGGAUGGUGGAUGCAGUAGUAGCGUUGCUACCUUGAAUGAUAAACUCAUGAUCACUGGUGCUCAGGGAUACCUAGUUGUUUGGGACAUUGUCAGUGGAGAACCUAUCAGAGAACUCAACCUUGGUGACAAGCAUGUUCGUGUGAAGAACAUACUCCCCGUUGACAACUCACCAACGAUCGUCUGUGACUUCGGCAGCGAGCUGAGACUCAUCCAGUUCCCACCGAGUCUCGAGAAGAUAGACUGAAGAACUGAAAAGAGGGAAAGGAAGAAGAAGAAGAUGGAUGAGAGUUCUUGAUGACUCCGGUUCUAUCUAGCUGUAGCAAGAUUCACUGCAAAGUGGAAGGGAGAGAGAAGGAGCAUGGUCAGCUGAGUUUCCUCCGAGACUUACAAAGUUUUCGCCAAGCCUCUAGAAGAUAGACAGAAGAAGUGUUUGGAGAAGAGGAAGAUGAAGAAGAAGAUCUUUCAAACCCAGGUUCUUUUCCAUUCAAACAAGAUCGACUGAAGAAAUGAGGAGUAGAAGAGAAAGCAAAGGAAGAUCAUCACCUGUCACCAAGCCAGUCUAUAUCUUGGUCUGGAACAUCUGACGAUGGGUGGAAGAUGGCGUAGUCUCUGCUCCUGCCUCGCAGUCAAGAGGAUGGACAGAAGAAAUGAAAAGAGGAGGUGAAAGGUAGCGGGAAAAGAAACAAAUUUUCUGUUCCAACUCCUUUGUUUCUAUAGCAGUCAGAAGAUAGAGUGAAAAAAUUAGAAAGUUGUAUUUCUAUUAUUUUUUUUUUAUAGAAGAAGAGAUGUAGAAUUAGAAGAUAGCUGUGAAAAGAUCCAAUGUAGAGAGAAAAGUCUCUGCCUCUAGUAGCAAAGAAGCUUGAUGGGAGAUGGGAGAUGUGAGAGGAGAAUUAAAUGUUAGAGUUCAGAAUGUUCUGUUCUAAAUGAUUCAUGAGAAUAUAGAAUGAAGAGGUUUAUAAAGUACAUGUAGAGCACAAGGAAGGAGCAGAGAAAGGAAGGUUAGAUGGCAUGUACGGUUUUCUCUGUCGUUGGGAUUACGAGAUGUAAAGAAUGAAAGAAAAGGCAAAUAAUAUGGACAUAUAUGUUAUGAUAAAUGAUCCUUCCGACUAUAUGAAAUGUUUGUAUUCUUUGAAUACAUAAUGGAGAGAAAGGAAUGCCAGUAUGUAAGAUAAAAAGACAAAAGAAAGUAAACAAAUCCAACCAGAGAAAUGAUGCAAAUAUUUUUCUUACUCUUUUGAGGAUCUCCAUACUCCAAAAGUGUUUAAAAGAAGCAGCCCACCAUUAAAUAUUUAUACCAAAAAUAAAAAAAACUGCUUUGAAGCAAGGAACAAUCUU
This is a messenger RNA of Strongylocentrotus purpuratus (purple sea urchin), 5428 nucleotides long. RefSeq names its product sterol regulatory element-binding protein cleavage-activating protein. The transcript is spliced from 24 exons. Lineage: Eukaryota; Metazoa; Echinodermata; Echinoidea; Camarodonta; Strongylocentrotidae. Bases 213 to 4337 code for a protein of 1374 amino acids. Gene Ontology annotation, cellular component: endoplasmic reticulum membrane; Golgi membrane. Gene Ontology annotation, molecular function: protein binding; sterol binding. The record is from RefSeq and is a predicted model, not a curated record. Gene Ontology annotation, biological process: SREBP signaling pathway.